GAAGACAAGGAAGUGCGGAAGACCUAUGAGCAGGCCAGGAAGAAGCGGCAGAUGGCACAGCUGCAGCUGAUGUUCGAAGAGCUCGACGAGGACGAGUCGGGCGAGGUCACCCUCGACGAGAUUAUGGCUGCGCCGGAUGAUGUGAAGCAGAGCCUCUUCGAGAUCGCGGGAACGGAAGACAUCCAGACGCUCUUCGAGAUGCUGGACUUCGAUGGCGGCGGGUCACUGGAGACAGAUGAGUUCUGCCAAGGAGUUUUCAAGGCAGCCAGCUCGUCGAAACCUCUGGAGCUGGACCGGCUGAUGAAGCAAUGCCGAGACAUUCUCAUGAACAGUCGCAAGGCGUUGAACAUGAUUCGAGGAGACCGCACCGAGAACGAGCCUGCCGGCAGGAAGAGCAAAAGACAUUGGUCUCCGAAGCAACGCCGCGAGGAGCGCGUUCACUCCGGCUCGGAACCCUCGGGAUCACCGAGGCCCAGGGGUGCUUCGAAGCUGCCGGAGGCUCAGGGGCCCAACGCCGGACUGGCAGUGCUCGAGUCCCGAGUCCACGCCCUGGAGAAAAUGGCGUCCAACAUGCAGGAGGACACGGAGAAGAUUCUGCAGCUGUUGAUGCAGGAGAACUUUGUCAAGAGGGCCCCUGCUGCUGCCCUCGGGCCCUCUUUCGACGAGGACCUGCAACAAACAUUCCGGCCGACAUCUGCCGAGAUCGAGCAGCAUCGGCAGGCCUCCAAGAAGCACAAGAAGAAGAAGCAGCCCGUCGUGUACUCUUGGUCUGCUUCGCCGCCAGUGGAUGCCGAUGAAGUGGUUCUGCUUCGUCGACGUGUGGCACAACUCGAGGCAGAGAUUCGCAAGAUGACGAUGCAGCAGCAUGAACUCGACCAGCCGGAUUUCGAGUGA
Messenger RNA from Symbiodinium necroappetens, 894 nucleotides. The record is from the annotation of a GenBank genome assembly. Lineage: Eukaryota; Dinophyceae; Suessiales; Symbiodiniaceae.